GUAUUUCUUAAAAUUUGCCCAUUAUCGCUCAUAAUCAUGGCAACAUUCUUUGGUGAGAUUUUGCCGGUUGAAUCCCGAGCUUUUGACUAUGACUACGACGAUGAUGAAGAUAGCGACGAAGAAGAAGUGCCAGCUUCUAACUUCGAAGCCGUUAUUAGAUGGUCACCAGCAGUUAGACAAGAAAUAGAAGAUAAUACUCAAAAUUGUCUACAGUGUUCUAUUCUAAUUGCAGCUAUCGGACCAGCGGCUACAGCUUUUGUACGUACGUAUGUUUUGGAGCCGAAGUCGCCUAAAGUUGGAGUUAUUUGUACUGGAUUGAAAUCAAACGAUAUUAAUUCCUUGUCACAGAAUGCAGUGACUGACAAAACUUGCUACAUUUAUCGUUUAGCUUCUAGACCGGAAGUUAUACUUGCGCUUUGUAACACCGACGUAUCACCCGAACAGUCGUAUUCAUGGACCCACAAUCUAAUGGAUAAAAUGAAUGUUACAAAUGUCUACGCGGCGGUCUUAUGCACAAAUCCGGUGACUGACUAUAAAAGUCAAUUACCACCUGGUGAUGUUCCAACUCCCUUCCUUAGGGCUUUGAAAACAACUAAAUUCAGAGGUACUCCGGCAUGUCCUUAUUUAGAACAACCAAAUAUGGUUACGGGUUUAUCAGCUCAAAUAAUGAGCUAUUGUGAAGUUUUCAAAGUUGCCGCUGUAAUGUACGUAUGCUAUACGGACAGUAAAAAAGUUGAUAGACAAACAAUAUCAAUGUUUAAAGACAUUCUUAGUUCAACGCCGUUUAAAGAUGUUGCAUUGGAUAAACCGAAUGAAGAAACUUUAAAAUACGACGAACUGCAUACUGAAUAUGAAACUCUUUAUAUGUAAGAUAAGAGCUAUGUCAUUUUUUUCUAAAAUGUGUUACUCCUGCUUUAAUACAACAGUAAUGAAAAAUUAUUAAAGAUACAUUCUUUAUGUUUAGUUAAAAAUUUCGUCAUAAAUAUAAUUUAAAUUCUAGUGAA
Molecule: messenger RNA, 1004 nt
Organism: Dimorphilus gyrociliatus
Lineage: Eukaryota; Metazoa; Annelida; Polychaeta; Dinophilidae
Source: the annotation of a GenBank genome assembly